AUGACAUCGGAAAGUAAUAGAAAAGAUCCGGUGUGGCAAUAUGCCCAUUUGGUGGAGGAGAAUAAUUUAAACAAGUUUGAGUGUAAUUUUUGUGGUAAAGUAUCAAAUGGAGGUGUUUAUCGGGUGAAACAACACCUUGCGGGAGGUUAUAGGAAUGUUACUGCUUGCCCGAAGUGUCCUUCUCAUGUAAGAGAAGAGAUUAGAGAAUUUAUGUCCAAAAAAAAGACACAAAAAGAAGAAAUGAACAUGUUGCCUGAUUUUGAUGACAUGGACAUGGAAGAUGAAGAUGAAGGUGAUGAUGUUGUUGAGAUCAAUGUCAAUCAACACCGCAAGUUGACAAGUAGUAGCCAAGGUUCAUCCAAAUUCAAAUCCAAAUAA
Molecule: messenger RNA, 378 nt
Organism: Camellia sinensis
Lineage: Eukaryota; Viridiplantae; Streptophyta; Magnoliopsida; Ericales; Theaceae
Source: RefSeq, a predicted model, not a curated record